GGUUAACGUCGAGCCAUUUAUGAUUACCUAUCAGGGACAUCGCAGGAAACCCUAUUUUAAAAUGCGAUAGUGAGAGGGGAAAAUGUCUCUAAGGGGGCCUAUGAAGCAUUCACACCUGAGACAGGUGAGUGCUGCUAGUCUAGAGACUCUCUCUACCGCUCGUUCCCUGGCAGUAUCUCAAAAUGAUGGUCAGAGUGAUAACCCAUCAACUCCCGAUGAGAGAACAAUCCGGCUAUCAUCUACCGGCUUGGAUCGGCGGCAGUGCUCGUUAUGGGUUCAUGAUGAGACUUUCUCCAAGGAGGAAAUCUUAUUCAAUCAGACUGCGUUCACCGACAUGGGCGUGAAUGUUGGCGAUGUCAUCGAGAUAUUACCUGCUCGCUGCCACGGGGAUGGCGCGCAUUCCGUUAAACCAGAUCUCGGCUCGAGAUCUGUGCGCGAUGGACAUGUUGAAUCGAACUCUACAUUUCAUUCAAACUCAAUGUCCAAGUUCAAGACCCCUUUACAAAGCCGGUGCCUCUUUGUGGUCAAACCCAUGCCGCAAGAGAUAAAGACAAGGAAUCCCAAGCUGGAGCUCUCGCUCACCACCAGUAUCGCCAACAUAUUCGGGUUUAAGAACCGGGCUACAGUUCAUAUCUCGAUUGUAGACCGUGCGCAAUGCGGUGCCUCGCAUGUUGAUAUCUCCUUCCGCGACCAGUUCAUGGUCCGGUCUGAUAUGUGGAGAUUAGUCAUGUCGGAGCUGGCGGAGAAGAUUAUUUACAAAGGCCAAAAAAUCGUAUUCAUGGGAAGUAUCAAGGCAACCGUAAAGAAUAUCUUCAUCCGAGGCAAAAAGGUCCUUUCGGGCUUCUUCUCUCCGCAAACUAUCCCCGUGUUCCGCAGCGAAUCGGCAAAGUACGUCUUGUUCAUUCAGAUGUCACGGGAGAUGUGGGAUUUCGACUCGGAAGGUACGGGGGACAUUCUAUUUAGCAGAGUCAUCAAUGGGUUUCUCCCUGAAUUGUUUAAACGGUGGGCCAAUUCAGAUGCGAGACAUCUAGUUACCAUCGUUUUGUUCACGCGGGUUGAGUAUGAUGCAUCGACGAUCGCCUCUUCCAGUCUUGGUUCGGAGAACUUGACGAGCAUGUUUGGUCCGAACCACGUCCCCACGAGGGACUUCUAUCGAGUAGUGGUUAAUGAUAUGGCAAGCGGUCAUUGGACUACUAUUUUGGACGAACUAAAGAAGGAUUUCAGAACCUUUCUGAGGGACGUGUCGACCCUCAAAGUGCACGAUGCGGAUACUCCGACGAUCAACGGAACUGGAGCCUCAAAAUUCCAACCCGUAACCAUUGCAGGGAGACCAAGUACUGCCCUCCGUGGCAACAUACUUGAAGCCAUUCACCUUGCAUCUUCACACCUUGCGUUUGACCAUAUCGACCGUGAUAUGGUUCAUACAGGCACCUCCAUCAUAGUCAUCACACCCGGAAGCGGCGUUUUUGAAGUAUCAUACGAAUCAUUAGCGUCCACCACAGAAGCACUCACAAACCGCGGCAUCGCUAUUGACCUUGUUUGUCUUAGCCCUAUGCCCCUCCACUCUGUGCCCUUGUUCAAGUAUCGGGAGCCAGCCCAAAGACCAACUACUGCCUCAUUCAGCGAUAUUCAACAGGGAGGUUAUUCCCCUGAAAUGCGCCAUUCGUUUGCCAGCUUAUCAAGUAAGACGCCGCACCUUUCCCCGAAGUCAGCUCUUCUCGAAUCCUUCACGGGGAUGGGUUCUAGUGUACAGUGGUCUAGCCGGUCAAAUGAGUGGAAUUACGGCAUCCCUCACUGGCUUGAUAUCUCAUAUUGGAACCCUGAAACAUACAGGGAGUCUCGGCGUAUCUUGAAGAAAGACCCUAAUGCACCUAUUCCGUUCACUGUAACCAAACAGUCGAAGGUCUUUGUCCCGCGGGUGCGGAUGUAUGAAAUCCAAAUGAUGGGUGUUAUGGAGAGUGAACAAUCGAACAUAUCAAUCCCGUACCUCUCUGAGGGGCGGAGUGUCUCUAGGUUAACCAGCUCCACCCUCGACUCAAGCCCAGGUAGCCUUGUUCCGCCUAAAGCCACCUUCAGGCGCAAUUCUCCCUUCAGGCAUCAGCUGAGUGACAGUCUACGACCGGAGCCUUUUCUUCAGAACAUGACAAGUUCAAAGGAUGCGAUGCUUGCUGCAUCAAAAAAGACGCCAAAAACUUUUCUCUCUUGGAUGGAUAACUAUGAUGAAAAUGCGUUCCAGCCCUUCCCAAAACGGCGACAUCGCCGUAAGCCAUCAAAAGUGAAACGGCCUAGUGAGCCAGAGGUGAAAGCGUCUAACGCGCAUGAACGAAUUUCUGCUAGAUCGAUAUCGCGCCUUAGGGAAAAUGAAAGUACUCGUUCAGCAUCGCGCCAGACUGAACCCCCACUUUCAGCCCCCAAAAGCCCUGUGUCUAGCAAAAGCGCCUCUCCCAAGAAACCAGCUCUGAAAAGCUCUAAAGCAAAGCUGCCACGUAUAUCGCGUACAAUUAGCUUCGCUCUUCGCGGCCUAAAUUCUACCCCGCCGAGAGCUCAGGCGAGCACAGAAGUCAAUGUGGAACAUGCCAGAGGCUUGCCGACGUCUAAUCAGAAGAAGUCAGCUGGUAUGUUUGCGGACAAUAGAAGUGUGGAUUCUUUGAGUGCGUCAGAUAGCGCAUCCACCGUGAUUGACUUAUCCGCGUCUCCAGCAACACCUCAGAAAACAACCAAGAGCACGUCCAUUACACCAUCGAGGCCGAUAUCGAUCAAAGUGCCCCCCAAACAACCUCUGGAAGACUCGGAGCAGCCAGAACACCCAGUCAUAAUGGAGUCGGUCUCAACCACUACCACGGAGAUUCCUCUAAACGGGGACGCUCGCCUUGGGGGGCAGCCAAUACGGCAUACCCCUAGAUUUGAGGUGAGCCUGAGUUCUGGGUCGCGCGACGGGCCCUCAAAAUCUCCGCAUAGCAAAGCACUGGCCCCUUGGGUUCGCUCGAUUAAUCCAUGCAACACCCCAAGAGAGGUGUUACGGGAUACUAGCUGGUUUGGGCGAUGGCAACAUGCUUAUCCAAGGCCUCCUCAUGUUGCAGUGGUCAAGUGGAAAAGCUUGAAGUCACCUGCCGUCCUCCCACUGACAACAGAAGAAUUCCCCACGCCAAAUGAACUUGCAUCAGACUAUCUUCAAACACCAUACCGUGUUUUCCCAAAUGAUGAUCUUGAAGGCAUCGAAUCCCCUAAAACAAGAAGCGUGCUCUUACGGGAAAUGAUCUCGCUACGUCUUUCCCACGGGUUCCAGAUUGUUGUUGGGAAGAAUGUUGUUGAAGCGUCAGGACAAUAUUCCCUCCAGUCACCAAAUGUGUUUGACCCUCAUGGUUUAGAAAGGGAUGGAACCACUGUCUUUUUGUCCAAAGGUAAUUCAAUCCAUCGAUUAAUUUGUAUUGAUGGUGCAGAGAUUGAGGUCACGCGAUACACACAUCGAAACUCCUCGCUUCUAGCAUCUGAUCAGAAAAGAAAAUUCACUCUGUAUUCGCCGGCGAUGAGAACAAUCUUGAGUCCCGAAUACGUGGUGAAGGAUAUAAGAUUAGACUCGACCUAUGAGGAGUACAAUUGGAAUUACGCUGAUAAUUAUGUGGCUGGUCAUCGAGACUACUUGUUCAAUCCAGCUCAACAACUACACUUCUGGCGUGUGCGCUACGUACUGAUUCCGAUGCGUUUGCACUUCCAUUCUCGGGGUCAUAUACAUGGGUUCAACGAAGACAAUGAAGAAGAAAUCCAUCUGCUCGGCAUAAAUCAGCUUACGCAUAUAUGGCAGCGCCACAAGUACACCCCUCCGGAGGAGAAGCGGUUUGAGAGCUCCAACAAGAAGAGGGAUCACAAUCCUCUCAACAUCAUGUAUCAAACCCGGAACCCAUCCGAGGUUAUUGCGGCUGAAUUAGACCGUAUCAUACUCACGGAUCCCGGUCUCGACUCGUCUCCUGCACAGCUACUGCCAGAAUCAGAGUUACUCGAACGAUCUAGUAUCAGUCUAUCGUCCUUAGCGCAGAUAAUCCAGGGUGACAAAGGAGUUAGGAUGAUGGAUCGAAGGUGGCACUGGCGACUUCAUUACAAUUGUUUCAUUGGUUUCGAAUUCACGACUUGGCUGCUCCAAAACUUCCGCGACAUUGACAGCCGGGAAGAAGCGGUCGAAUUUGGCAACGAGCUAAUGAAGCACGGUCUCUUCCAGCAUGUAGAAAAGCGGCACAAUUUCCGGGAUGGGAAUUAUUUUUAUCAGAUCUCUAGCGAGUAUCGUCUCUCGCGGCCUGAAUCUCGCGGUAGCUGGUUCCCUCAAAUACGAUCGGACAAAUCUGUUCCCUCAACUCCGGCGGGUGAGACCUCGAAAGACUCGCCUAUAUGUGGACAUACCCGCUCCGACAGCACUGAAGAGACACAGCCACAAACUCCAAGUACACCGUCAAAGCUGAAGAAUAAAGCGUCCAUCACGUUAUCUAAAACUAUGAAAUACGACGCCGACCCUCGCAAACGCUCCAAUCGACCCGAGGUCAUUGAUCUUCAUUUCGAUCGGCUGCAUAACCCCGAAAAUUGUUUCCACAUCGAGCUCAGCUGGAUGAAUACCACCCCAAAACUGAUUGAGGAUGCGGUUCUGUCGUGGGCUUCGACAGCCGAGAAGUUUGGACUUAAACUCGUCCAAGUUCCUAUUGCUGAGGCCUGCGCCAUUGACAAAACGCAGCCAUUUCGGAAACCAUACCGAGUUCAACUCAAGGUCCCUCCUCCCAGAGGGCCUAUUACACUUCAUUACAACUCGGGAUCAUUCUCCCAGCCAGUUCCAUUAGACCACCAGUACUUUCAUAAAGCGCUUUUGCGAAAAUUUGACUUCGUCCUAGACUUCGAGGGCAGGUCUUCUUAUCCCGCGGAUGUCGAAGUGUCAUAUUCCUGGGGAAUGCCUGACUAUCAAUAUUCGCAGUAUAUCCACCGGUCUGGUAGUCUUCUAGCUCAGAUCACUGACGAGGGUGACUUCCUACUUCUUGCCAACCGGCUUGUCAGCACACGAAGUGCUGCCAGCCGAGACAUGCCGAGACAUGAGCGAUUAGACCGGCCCGACCACCAUCGAGCACGUGCGGGGACUUUCGAUCCGGUAGACCGUAUAUCUCCACGCCUUUCGCCCAUGGCUCGACCGGUUCACGAGAUCUAUAGCCCUCUGAGUCCUCGGGGAAGCGCGAGCAUUGAUUCCGCAAAUCUCUAUCGAGCUCCCGAGCAUAUUCUUAGUGGGUUUGCAGACUUCUGCAAUGAUCCGGUUAGACUCGAGCAAUUCUACAAUGAGACACAUGUGCGCCCGGCUUCGACCAAAGUCGGCCCAGCACCCACUACGUUCAUGGACGCGUCCAUACCUUCUCUUGAAUUACCUGCCAGUGUUGUUAGCCAUCAUAUAUCCCCCCCGCCUGGUCUCCCAUCAAGAUGCUCGCAAAACAUAGCCGCUCCUUUGUCUGAGCUGAGAACCCCAUCGCGGGAUGACAGCAAUGUACCCAGAGGAAGUCCAAGGAGCGGCAGCUUGCGACCACUUUCUCUGGGAUGAAACUUAAAUCGUACGCAUGAUAUACUUUGCACUGUGACAUUGGUCUGGAAAUGUAAUAAUGAGAUUUCACUGAAAAGUACCGGAGGUUUAGGCAGAGUUCGAACAUAUACCUACGGAUGUUAGUAUGCAGUCCUAUUUAGCGCUUAGACAAA
Molecule: messenger RNA, 5712 nt
Organism: Aspergillus alliaceus
Lineage: Eukaryota; Fungi; Ascomycota; Eurotiomycetes; Eurotiales; Aspergillaceae
Gene: iml1
Product: GTPase-activating protein IML1
Exons: 1
Coding region: 83-5560 (1825 amino acids)
Biological process (GO): negative regulation of TORC1 signaling; intracellular signal transduction; positive regulation of autophagy
Cellular component (GO): GATOR1 complex
Molecular function (GO): GTPase activator activity
Source: RefSeq, a predicted model, not a curated record